ACUGACCACCGUGUGGCGCAGGGGCUGUUGGGAAAUGUAGUCACUGUCCCGGAACCUGGGGCAGCGGAGUCCCGUGCGCCCUGUGGUGACAGCUCAGGAGGGUGUGUGCGCUCAGCAGGGGCCAGCAUGGACCAGUCUGUGGCAAUCCAGGAGACGCUGGCUGAGGGGGAAUACUGCGUCAUCGCGGUGCAAGGUGUGCUGUGUGAGGGGGACAGCCGGCAGAGCCGCCUCCUGGGACUCGUGCGCUACCGCCUGGAGCACGGUGGCCAGGAACACGCUCUCUUCCUCUAUACGCACCGGAGGAUGGCCAUUACCGGGGACGAUGUCUCUCUGGACCAGAUAGUGCCAGUCUCGCGGGAUUUUGCGCUGGAAGAAGUGUCCCCAGAUGGUGAACUCUACAUCCUUGGCUCAGAUGUGACCGUCCAGCUGGACACAGCAGAGCUUAGCCUCGUAUUCCAGCUGCCCUUUGGUUCACAAACCAGGAUGUUCCUCCACGAAGUUGCCAGGGCCUGUCCAGGCUUCGAUUCUGCGACCCGGGAUCCUGAAUUCCUGUGGCUGUCUCGGUAUAGGUGCGCAGAGCUGGAGCUGGAGAUGCCAAGGCCACGCGGUUGUAACUCGGCCCUAGUUACCUGGCCAGGGUAUGCGACAAUUGGCGGAGGCAGGUAUCCGUCCCGGAAGAAACGGUGGGGAUUGGAGGAGGCCCGGCCACAGGGGGCGGGCUCCGUUCUGUUUUGGGGCGGAGCGAUGGAGAAGACAGGCUUUCGAUUGAUGGAGCGGGCACACGGGGGCGGGUUCGUCUGGGGGCGGAGCGCGCGGGACGGGCGGCGGGAUGAGGAGCUUGAGGAAGCAGGCAGGGAAAUGUCUGCCGCCGCCGGCUCUCGGGAGCGCAACACUGCAGGUGGUUCUAACUUUGAUGGUUUGAGACCAAAUGGGAAGGGAGUGCCUAUGGACCAAAGCUCCAGGGGUCAAGAUAAACCGGAAAGCUUGCAACCAAGACAGAAUAAAUCCAAGUCCGAAAUUACUGACAUGGUUCGCUCCUCCACUAUCACAGUGUCGGACAAGGCUCAUAUUUUAUCCAUGCAGAAGUUUGGACUGCGAGAUACAAUUGUGAAAUCACAUCUACUACAGAAAGAAGAGGAUUACACCUAUAUCCAGAACUUCAGGUUUUUUGUGGGAACAUACAAUGUAAAUGGGCAGUCCCCCAAAGAAUGCCUCCAGCUGUGGCUGAGCAAUGGUAUCCAGGCCCCAGAUGUCUAUUGUGUAGGGUUCCAGGAGCUUGAUCUGAGUAAGGAAGCUUUUUUCUUUCACGAUACCCCAAAGGAGGAAGAGUGGUUCAAAGCUGUGUCAGAGGGUCUUCAUCCAGAUGCCAAAUAUGCAAAGGUGAAGCUUAUCCGACUGGUUGGGAUUAUGCUGCUGUUAUAUGUCAAACAGGAGCAUGCAGCUUAUAUCUCAGAAGUGGAAGCCGAGACUGUGGGGACAGGAAUCAUGGGGAGGAUGGGCAACAAGGGAGGCGUGGCGAUCAGGUUCCAGUUCCACAACACCAGCAUCUGCGUUGUGAAUUCUCACUUGGCAGCCCACAUUGAAGAGUAUGAGAGGAGGAACCAGGACUAUAAGGACAUUUGUUCUCGAAUGCAGUUUUGUCAGCCUGACCCAAGCCUUCCCCCUCUCACCAUCAGCAACCAUGAUGUGAUCUUGUGGCUGGGGGACCUCAACUACAGGAUAGAAGAGCUGGAUGUGGAAAAAGUGAAAAAGCUCAUCGAAGAGAAGGACUUUCAAAUGCUGUAUGCAUAUGAUCAGCUGAAAAUUCAGGUGGCCGCAAAGACUGUCUUUGAAGACUUCACAGAGGGUGAGCUCACAUUCCAGCCUACUUACAAGUAUGAUACGGGCUCUGACGACUGGGAUACCAGUGAGAAGUGCCGUGCUCCUGCCUGGUGUGAUCGGAUCCUCUGGAAAGGGAAGAACAUCACUCAGCUGAGUUACCAGAGCCACAUGGCCCUGAAGACCAGUGACCACAAGCCUGUCAGCUCAGUGUUUGACAUCGGGGUGAGGGUCGUAAAUGACGAGCUUUACCGGAAGACACUGGAGGAAAUUGUUCGCUCCCUGGAUAAGAUGGAAAAUGCCAACAUUCCUUCUGUGUCCCUGUCCAAGCGAGAGUUCUGUUUUCAGAAUGUGAAGUACAUGCAAUUGAAAGUAGAAUCCUUUACAAUUCAUAAUGGACAAGUACCCUGUCAUUUUGAAUUCAUCAACAAGCCUGAUGAAGAGUCUUACUGUAAGCAGUGGCUGAAUGCCAACCCCAGCAGAGGCUUCCUCCUGCCAGAUUCUGAUGUUGAGAUUGACUUGGAGCUCUUCGUAAAUAAGACGACAGCUACAAAGCUCAACUCAGGUGAAGACAAAAUUGAGGACAUUCUGGUUCUGCACUUGGACAGGGGAAAGGAUUACUUUUUGUCUGUGUCUGGGAACUACCUGCCCAGCUGUUUUGGGUCUCCCAUUCAUACACUGUGUUACAUGAGAGAGCCAAUCUUGGACCUACCACUUGAAACUAUUAGUGAGCUGACUCUGAUGCCAGUAUGGACUGGAGAUGAUGGGAGCCAGUUGGAGAGCCCCAUGGAAAUCCCCAAAGAGCUCUGGAUGCUGGUUGAUUACCUGUACCGAAAUGCUGUCCAGCAGGAAGAUCUGUUUCAGCAACCAGGCCUGAGGUCAGAAUUUGAACAUAUCAGGGACUGCUUGGAUACUGGAAUGAUUGAUAACCUCUCUGCCAGCAAUCAUUCUGUAGCCGAAGCCCUGCUGCUUUUCCUGGAGAGCCUUCCAGAGCCUGUCAUCUGUUACAGCACCUACCAUAACUGCUUGGAGUGUUCUGGCAACUACAUAGCAAGCAAACAGGUCAUUUCUACUCUCCCCAUAUUCCACAAAAAUGUCUUCCACUACUUGAUGGCGUUUUUGCGAGAACUGCUGAAAAAUUCAGCAAAAAAUCAUUUGGAUGAGAAUAUUCUAGCUAGCAUAUUUGGCAGCUUAUUGCUUCGAAACCCAGCUGGUCACCAAAAGCUUGAUAUGACAGAGAAGAAGAAGGCUCAAGAAUUUAUUCACCAGUUCCUCUGCAACCCACUCUGAGCCUAUCUCUCCUCCUAUUUUACUUGAGGCUGCCAAUUACCAGCCCCACCUGUUUCAGCUCAAGAGAUGCCUUAAGAUAAUUAUGUGAGGCCACUUGGUAGCAAGAAUGGCAGCUAUUUCCUGAGCCUAGUACCCCAACUAAGCCCACCAUUGGUUAGCACACUCAGCGCUGUGAGUCAUGAAGACACGGGAGAAAAUCCACCAUAAUAAAACUGACAUUCAAUUUUCAACUUUAGUUAUUUAACACAGAUUGAUUUUUUUUUAUUUUGAGACGGAGUUUUGCUCUGUCGCGCAGGGUGGAGUGCGGUGGCACGAUCUUGGCUCACUGCAACCUCUGCCUCCUGGGUGCAAGCAAUUAUCCUGCCUCAGCCUCCCGAGUAGCUGGGACUACAGGCACACACUGCCACGCCCAGCUAAUUUUUUGCAUUUUAGUAGAGACGGGGUUUCACCGUGUUGCCCAGGCUGUUCUAAAACUCCUGAACUCAGGCAAUCUGCCUGCCUCGGCCUCCCCAAGUGCUAGGAUUACAGGUGUGAGCCACCAUGCCCAGCCUUUUUUUUUUUUUUUUUUCUUUUUUGAGAUGGAGUUUCACUCUUGUUGCCCAGGCUGGAGUGCGUUGGCGUGGUCUUGGCUCACUGCAACCUCUGCCUCCUUGGUUCAAGCAAUUCUCCUGCCUCAGCCUCUCGAGUAGCUGGGAUUAUAGGCGUCCGCCACCAUGCCUGGCUAAUUUUUGUGUGUGUUUUUAGUAUAGACACGGUUUCACCAUGUUGGCCAGGCUGGGCUCGAAUGCCUGGCCUCAGGUGAUCCACCUGCCUCGGCCUCCCAAAGUGCUGGGAUUACAGGCAUGAACCACCACACCUGGCCUAAAAUGUUUUUAAAUAACUGUACUUGUACUCACUCACCCUACCUCCAGGGCAUAGUCAGUCUGGGCUGAGAUCCCCAUGAUCAGAUAUUUGAUGGAAAGUCCUGAAAGGCCAAUGAGUUGGACGGCAAGAAUGCAGGCAGAAGCUGCUGGAUAAAAUAGGCUACAGCCACCUCAGAUGCUUUCAGUGCUCUGUCUGAGGAUGUGUAUAUGCAUAUGCAAACUCGACCCCCGUUCCUGCCCAGAUAAUGGCUCAAUAACUCUGAGGCUGGUUGCUCAGCCUCUGAGGGCAAUACAGGCAUUUAAAAAAUUAAAAUGACCAGGCACAGUGGCUCACGCCUGUAAUCUCGGCACUUUGAGAGACUGAGGUGGGAGCAUCACUUGAGACCAGGAGUUUGGGACCAGGCUGGGCAACACAGGGAGACCUCCUCUCUACAAAAAGAUUUUUAAAAAAUUAGCUGGGCGUGGUGAUGCAUGCCUGUGGUCCCAGUUACUUGGGAGGCUGACGUGGGUGGCUCACUUGAGCACAGGAGUUUGAGGCUGCAGUGACCUAUGACCACAUCACUGUACGCCAGCCCGGGUGAGGGAGGGAGACCCCGUCUCUAAAAAUAAAAUGUAAAAUCACUGAAAAAAUGAGUGUUCGGUGAAACAAGUGGGAUUUUCUGGGCCAGCAAGUCUUCCAAACUGUAUAUGAUGCAUCCUGUCUCCAUGUGUAAUAUAUUUUAAUGAUAAAUGUAUUUUUAACAGUGA
Messenger RNA from Pan troglodytes (chimpanzee), 4718 nucleotides. It is a transcript of the gene INPP5B, whose product is annotated as inositol polyphosphate-5-phosphatase B. NCBI's taxonomy places the organism in Eukaryota, Metazoa, Chordata, Mammalia, Primates, Hominidae. Gene Ontology annotation, biological process: phosphatidylinositol dephosphorylation; signal transduction. Gene Ontology annotation, molecular function: inositol-1,4,5-trisphosphate 5-phosphatase activity; phosphatidylinositol-4,5-bisphosphate 5-phosphatase activity. Gene Ontology annotation, cellular component: cytosol; membrane. The coding region runs from base 127 to 3108 and encodes 993 amino acids. The transcript has 24 exons. The record is from RefSeq and is a predicted model, not a curated record.